GUCGAUGAAUAGGGUUUAGUCAAUAAGACGAUAUUAUGCUCUCUUAUAUUAAGUUCUGUUGUAAAUAACUUAGAAUGUUUCAAUGUGCUUAGUGAAAAUCUGUGCCCCGUAAAAUUGGUAUAAAGUGUGACAAAUAUGUUUGAAUACAGAACACUAAAUGGAUCUUGAUGCUCGAGGGCAGAGCGCCUGGCGCUGGCCUAUACUUUUUUCCAUUUUAAUUUUGAAUUUUCUGUUACCGACGCUUGUGCUGUGUUAUGGGGUAAUCUGGAUCCGGCUUGCAGCUUUUGAAGUGCCUCUGUGGCUUGGUCUUGCAACUCCGACAUUAUUUCUAGUCGUUCACGGAUUAACACAAUGCUGGUUUCGGGAGGCAGCGGAUUCGUGGGGUGGAUCACUGGGAUAUCGGGUGAUGGCAGUAAGCGGUCUGGUCAUGGUCGUUUCCAGUCUGCUGAUCUGUAUAAUCCUACCGUUCAACGUUCAACCGAUAGUAUACGGUGUCUUGGGUGGUUUAGGUUUGUCCCUUACUUCAGCGCAAGUCGACGCUGUCAUCUAUGAAUCGUACGAUACGAGACUCGAUUUUGUACGUGGUGUAUGUUUCACCGGUCAAGCGAUAGGACUGUCUCUGUUUCCACACUUGUUGUCGUUACUGAUGAACGUAUACGGAUAUUCAGCGACGUUGCUGCUCCUAGCUGGCAUCAUGCUGCAAGCGCUCCCCGCUAUAUUGCUACUAAAAGUCGACGAAACGAAAAACUCGGCUUAUUUGUCUAGGUAUAAGGAGCUAUCACAAUCAUUUAUGGCCUUUAGGAAUGAGGCCAUGGAUAACAAUAUAUUCACCACGGAAGUACAACUUCACAAUUUGAGCAAGAAAUGCUGGAAAAGUCCCUCAGAUGAUAAUCUACAUAGAGAAGGCGAGUACAAUUUUGACGAUGGUGACAUAAUCGAAACGAUAACACCACCACCUAGUCCAGAAGAGAAGAGGAGAAAUUUUUUUGGGGUCGAAAUAUUGCCCGAAAUACCAGAAGAGACUGAAGAGAGUGACAACGAUGAACCUAAUGCGAGCAAUGCACAGAACACCAAAUGUAAAAAACGCCUUAGCUUCGCAAUAAAAAGACUGAGCAAUUUAGGUGAUAAUCUAGAUGAAUGUAUAGUGAACCAAGUAAGACGAGAUUCUAAAAGCGACCGUGACACGAACAAUACAAAGGAAUAUUCAGAGGUUGAGGUAACUUACGACACAGUAUCUCCUGUAACAGACGUGCGGAGAGAAAAAAUAUUUAACUCCUUUAGCUUUAGAUGUCAGUCAGCUUACACAAGUUUGAGAAGAAAAUUAUGGAUACCGUCAUAUAAAGUUUAUAGAACAAAAAGAAGAACUUUGUAUGUUUUGUACUAUUUGAAUGACACAUUUUUAAAGCCACUGAAGAGAUCGUUGUCUAGCGGAUCUUUUUACCCAGCACUUUUAUUGAGCUUUUCGAAGCUAAGUUUAAUAGCAAUAUCUAUUACCUUACUGCCACUAACAGCACUGAAGAUAAACCCAAGUUUAUCCAAUUUUGAAGUUAAUUUCCUGAUCUCCUUGUUUGGAUUUACAUGGAUAUGCUUUUUGCUAUGUACGCCGUGGCUGGUUUAUACUCAAAAAAGAAAUUUCAAAUACGUAACAGUCUCCGGGCUCGUAAUAUCAACAUGCGCCUGUUUUGUGCUGUCCGAAGCGAAUACCCACGACACCUUUUCAAUUGGCUGCGUCAUUGCUGGCUUUGGGUUUGGAGCUAUAACCUCCUCCUGGGAAACUGCCGCUCAGGAGUAUGUCGGUGCUCACAAAUGGUCUAAGGUGCACAGCACAUUGGAGACACUGUCUGCAGUUUUGCUUGGAUUGCUUACAACGGGUCUUUCAUUCGUAGUAGAAAGAGAGGGUGGAAUUCAGUUUGCUAUGUAUAUCCAGGGACUCAUAAUGAGUGUUAUCACUUUUGUUUGGUUAGUCAUAGCUGCAAUAUCAAUUUAUACUGCAAAAGUGAGAAAUAUAAAUUUAAAAUUAAAUUGGCGUGCAACCUAGUAACAUAAUAUUAAACCUAGUAAUGUUAUAUAUAAAUGCAUUCAACAGCUAGAGGUUCUUGUCGAUUGAAUUGUGAAUUUUAAUCAUAACUAUUUAUAUUGACGAUAUGUAAAAAUGUACGUAAUU
This is a messenger RNA of Aricia agestis (brown argus), 2164 nucleotides long. RefSeq lists its product as uncharacterized. The transcript is spliced from 5 exons. The record is from RefSeq and is a predicted model, not a curated record. Bases 158 to 2038 code for a protein of 626 amino acids. Gene Ontology annotation, molecular function: monocarboxylic acid transmembrane transporter activity. Gene Ontology annotation, biological process: monocarboxylic acid transport. Lineage: Eukaryota; Metazoa; Arthropoda; Insecta; Lepidoptera; Lycaenidae.